Magnolia sinica is the source of this 1579-nucleotide messenger RNA. RefSeq names its product cytochrome P450 71AU50-like. Gene Ontology annotation, molecular function: oxidoreductase activity, acting on paired donors, with incorporation or reduction of molecular oxygen; iron ion binding; heme binding. The transcript is spliced from 2 exons. NCBI's taxonomy places the organism in Eukaryota, Viridiplantae, Streptophyta, Magnoliopsida, Magnoliales, Magnoliaceae. The record is from RefSeq and is a predicted model, not a curated record. Bases 1 to 1515 code for a protein of 504 amino acids.
AUGUCUUGGACUGCCUUUCUUUUCCUAGUACUAGGAUUCUUGUGGUUGGCAUAUGUCCUACAUCAUCAUGUGGGAAGGAAAGGGAAGAAGCCCAAGAACAAGCUACCUCCUGGCCCACCUGGGCUUCCUAUUCUAGGCAACCUUCUUAUGUUAGGCGAGCUCCCUCACCAUGACCUCCACAAGUUAUCCAAGGAGCAUGGGCCCAUCAUGUACUUGCAGUUCGGAUUUGUCCCGACCAUUGUCGUCUCGUCCCCUCAAGCAGCCCAACAGUUCCUCAAGACCCAUGACCUUGUGUUCGCCAGUCGGCCUGUCACCGAGGCCGCCAAGUACAUGUCCUAUGAGCGCAAGGGCCUCUCAUUCAAUGAGUAUGGCCCAUAUUGGAGGAGCCUUCGCAAAUUGUGCACUUUGAAGUUGCUUAGCAACGUAAAGAUUGAUCACUUCAAGCUGAUGAGGCGAGAGGAGCUGGGCCUCCUCGUUCGUUCAAUCAAGGACUCAGCCCAGGCCCGUGAUGCGGUGGACCUCAGUGCUAAGUUGUCAUCCCUCACCACGAACAUGACGUGUCUGAUGGUGUUUGGCAAGAAGUACAUGGAUGAGGAUUUGGAUGAGAGGGGAUUCCAUGGAGUCAUUGGAGAGGGCAUGAAGUUGGGAGCGGCUUUCAAUGUGGCGGAUUAUAUUCCUUAUGUGGGGGCACUCGACCUUCAGGGCCUAACCCGUCGCAUGAAGGCGUUCGCUAAGGUCAUGGAUGCCUUCUUCGAGAAUGUCAUCGACGAACACGUGAGGACGAGGGACAAGGCCCACCAGAGGGACUUUGUGGACGUCAUGUUGUCGUUCAUGGAGUCGAAUGACGCCGAAUUACAGAUUGAUCGAAACAACAUCAAAGCAAUCAUCUUAGACAUGCUUGCGGCGGGAAUGGACACAUCGGCAACCGCAAUCGAGUGGGCCCUCUCGGAUCUCUUUAAGCAUCCACCAGUAAUGAAGAAGGUCCAAGAAGAGUUGGAACGUGUGGUGGGCCAGGAUCGUAUGGUGGAGGAGUCGGACCUGUCCAAGUUAGAGUACCUGGACAUGGUCAUCAAAGAGAGCAUGAGGCUCCACCCAGUUGCACCACUGCUCAUCCCCCAUGAGGCCAUGGAGGACUGCACUGUCAACGGCUACCACAUACCCAAAAAAUCCCGAGUCAUCAUCAAUGUGUGGGCGAUCGGGCGGGACACAGAUGCAUGGCCUGAUCCGGAACAGUUCUCCCCAGAGAGGUUCAUCGCAAGCAAUGUAGAUGUUAGAGGCCGUGAUUUCCAGCUUCUUCCUUUUGGGUCUGGCCGCAGAGGCUGCCCCGGGCUGCAACUGGGUCUCACUAUGGUCCGAUUGGUGCUGGCCCAGUUGCUGCAUUGCUUUGAUUGGGAGCUUCCCAACGGCGUAUCACCGGAGGAUUUGGACAUGACCGAGAAGUUCAGCCUAGUGGUCCCUAGGGCCCACCAUCUACUCGCCAUCCCAACCUAUCGCAUCCGCGAUGAUAUUUUAUAAGAAAUCAUAGGUGUGUGGUAGGGUAUUCGUCAACUCUUUGGGUGGCCCACUAAGAGGGUGCAUC